Molecule: messenger RNA, 1398 nt
Organism: Neolamprologus brichardi
Lineage: Eukaryota; Metazoa; Chordata; Actinopteri; Cichliformes; Cichlidae
Source: RefSeq, a predicted model, not a curated record
AUGUCUUCCCACAGACGCCACUUUCACUGCUUUGACGCUGUAGGAGGCGAAGGCACCCACAGGUCUUCCAUUCCUUUUAAGCGCCACAGCACCCGCUUACCCAGAAUCCCCCAGCAUGGCAUGGUGGCCCAUCAUGAACCCACAGCCGAAUGCUAUCUUUGCUCAGAGUGUAGACACGUCCAUGCCUUGGAAGCAGUAGAGACUCAGUUGUCACCUUUCUAUCACACUCACCCAUCAUGUCACCACCACCAUCCACACCACUAUGUCCUCAGUGGGCCGAGCAGGCCUGAAGAAACACCUCUGGGCCACAAACGCCACAUUCAUCAUCACCGAUACAGUAAGAAGCUGGUGUUGGUGAAGAACAGCGACCCCUCAUUCAGAAAGACCAUCACCUUGCACCGCAGGGGUCUACGCAGUUUGGGGCUUUUCUUAGAGGAGGUUUCCGAGCUCAUGCAGUACCACAUCAGGAAGCUGUACACUGUGGGCGGGCACAAGAUCGACAGCGUUCAGAGUCUUCUGCAGUGCCCCGGCGUUCUUGUCUGUGUCGGCCGGGAGCCUUCUCACCCAUCGAUUGUGGAGAACUUUCGGAAAACAUCCGAUGAUAAACUUCCAAAGCUGAGUGUGAGGUCACGCUCCGGUGGCUGCACUGACGGACAUGAGAGUAGUCAAGGACUCCCUUCAAAGAAAAGUGUCACCGACCCAAACCUGGAAUCUGGAAACAAAGUUAUCAGGCAGUCAGUGUCAUCUGACAAGUCAGGCCCAGAUGGAACUGAUUCACCAGACAAUGUCAACUCUUGCCCACCCUCUGGUGAUGGGGUGAGGGAAGAUGAUAUAGAGAAACGUGUUCGUGUUAAUAAAGAUGGCAGUUUAUCAAUGGAGAUGAAAGUGCGCUUUAGACUGCAAAAUGAUGAAACAGUGCACUGGUCCACGGAAGUAAGAAAGACCACAGGCAGGACCUGUGACUACCACCAAGGAAACAAUAACCCACACUUUCCGAGCUAUCUUGAAUCUGAAAACAUCUCUGCUGUUCAGCCAGACGACCAUUUCAUGAGUCAGCACUAUCAGAGACAUCAAGAAGAACCUCAUUGUCCUCACUGCUGCGGUCACUGCCAGGAUUAUGAAAUCUGGAAAAAUGUACCAGGAACACAUGGGGCAAGUCGCCGCAUUCAAACAUCUAGCUCAAGUGCAUCUUCACAUACAGUGGUCUCUAGAAAGACAGUAGUAUCUAGAUCAAGUGAAGAGCUUACUGAACAAGUGGUGGAGACAGAGACUUGUGUGAAGCAGACUGUUGAGGCAGCUGAAACUGUAGAGUAUUGCACCAUCGGGAGUGAGGCUUGCUCACCAAAGUGCAACAUCAACUGUGUCUGGCAAAAUACAGGACCCAGAGACAAAGGAUGA